This is a messenger RNA of Coregonus sp. 'balchen', 1095 nucleotides long. NCBI's taxonomy places the organism in Eukaryota, Metazoa, Chordata, Actinopteri, Salmoniformes, Salmonidae. The record is from the annotation of a GenBank genome assembly.
AUGUUCUACUCUGAAGGACUCUGCCUCAGUGUGAUGUUCUACUCUGAAGGACUCCCCCUCAGUGCGAUGUUCUACUCUGAAGGACUCCGCCUCAGUGUGAAGUUCUACUCUGAAGGACUCCGCCUCAGCGCGAUGUUCUACUCUGAAGGACUCCGCCUCAGCGCGAUGUUCUACUCUGAAGGACUCCGCCUCAGCGCGAUGUUCUACUCUGAAGGACUCCGCCUCAGUGUGAUGUUCUACUCUGAAGGACUCCGCCACAGUGCGAUGUUCUACUCUGAGGGACUCCGCCUCAGUGUGAUGUUCUACUCUGAAGGACUCCGCCUCAGUGCGAUGUUCUACUCUGAGGGACUCUGCCUCAGUGUGAUGUUCUACUCUGAAGGACUCCCCCUCAGUGCGAUGUUCUACUCUGAAGGACUCCGCCUCAGCGCGAUGUUCUACUCUGAAGGACUCCGCCUCAGCGCGAUGUUCUACUCUGAAGGACUCCGCCUCAGUGUGAUGUUCUACUCUGAAGGACUCCGCCUCAGUGCGAUGUUCUACUCUGAGGGACUCCGCCUCAGUGUGAUGUUCUACUCUGAAGGACUCCGCCUCAGUGCGAUGUUCUACUCUGAGGGACUCUGCCUCAGUGUGAUGUUCUACUCUGAAGGACUCCCCCUCAGUGCGAUGUUCUACUCUGAAGGACUCCGCCUCAGUGCGAUGUUCUACUCUGAAGGACUCCGCCUCAGUGUGAUGUUCUACUCUGAAGGACUCCGCCUCAGUAUGAUGUUCUACUCUGAAGGACUCCGCCUCAGUGCGAUGUUCUACUCUGAAGGACUCCGCCUCAGUGUGAUGUUCUACUCUGAAGGACUCCCCCUCAGCGCGAUGUUCUACUCUGAAGGACUCCGCCUCAGCGUGAUGUUCUACUCUGAAGGACUCCCCCUCAGCGCGAUGUUCUACUCUGAAGGACUCCCCCUCAGCGCGAUGUUCUACUCUGAAGGACUCCCCUCAGCGCGAUGUUCUACUCUGAAGGACUCCUCAGGCGUGUUCUUACUUGAAGGACUCGCUCAGCGUGAUUUAGGUUCUACUCUAGACUCCCCUCAGGUGAUGUGUCUAAUCUAA